ACCAGUGUCAGUUGUCAAGAGCUUCUCCCUUCCACUGGACCACCUCCCCUUCUUAUUUCAAUUCUCCACCUUCUUAUCAGUAUCAAUUGAUCUACUACAUCAUGACAUUAUUAAUCGCAUCACUACUUGUCACUUUGUUGGUCAUCUUUGAACAGAUCAGCUCUGUCGGAACACAUAUCUCAUCAAACAGCUUAUCCAGCAAACCAAAACGAUAUGAAUAUAAUUCUCAAUGGUGUAAAGGACCAAUCGAUGGAGAUUGUAAUCCAUAUAACUGUGGAGGUGGAUGCGAAUCUAAAUAUAUUCGAUUCUACGACCAAUCCUACAAAAUGGAUCGAACGAUAAAAAGUUGUUUUUGUCAACAAGAGAGACUUUGCUCAAUUCUCGGAAUGCACGCUUUCUCCGGAUGUAAAUCUUAUUAUCAAUUGAGCUCGGUUGCUCAGAAAUUUGUCAGAGAUUGGCUCGCAACGACACUCCGAGAACCCGUCACGACUGAUACUUUUGAAAGAAGUCAUGCGCCUUUAAGAUUUUGGAGCAUGGACAAUCUUGAUAGGAAGAAUCGUCACUCAAAUAAUGUUCGUCAUCGUUAUUCAGAUAAGACACGACAUUUCCAACUCAUAAAUGGAAGAUCUCGUUUCUGUUGCCGAGCUACUGCACAAAAACGCUUGGCUUUACACUUAAAAUCCUCCAGUCUCAACUUCAAGAUUAUUUUAGUUUUACUUCCAAUUGUGUAUCCCCUAAUUUAUUAAAUACAAGAAGCAUCUUCGUGUCAUGUUCAAAACCACAUGUGGUUUUUCUUUAGUUCAAAACCCAAUCAUCCUGCCUUUCCCUUCAAUCACGUGUAUAUACUUAAGCUUGUAUUCUUCCAACUCGGAACUAUGAAUUAAUGAAACCGUUAGAAAUGAU
Caenorhabditis elegans is the source of this 903-nucleotide messenger RNA. RefSeq lists its product as uncharacterized. The record is from RefSeq and is marked reviewed. Lineage: Eukaryota; Metazoa; Nematoda; Chromadorea; Rhabditida; Rhabditidae. Bases 102 to 746 code for a protein of 214 amino acids. The transcript has 6 exons.